GGAAGACAGACGUCCAGCUCGACUAUCCAGAUUGUGUACCAUGGCCUCUCUCUCUCUGUCCCUGGGACUGCUGGUGCUCUGCACCCUGGCUCUUGUACACUGUGACCUGAAUGGCGGUCCCGUCAGAGUGUAUGAUAUUCGUGCCUCCAACCUGAAACGAUGGCUGUUCAUAAAACCAAGCCCUUACGUCAAGGUGUGGUGCGGUUCAUCCUUUCAUGGCAAGAGCAACACUCUGGAGGAUCAGGAAAACCCCAUAUGGGCCAACCAGUUCAACUUUGCUGACAUCCUUCCCAACUCUGUCCUGACACUGGAGGUGUGGGAUGAUCUCAUCGGACUAGAUCACCAGGUGGGAACCUGCAAAAUCACCAUCCGCCCGGGAACACACAGUGAGAUCUGCCAGCUGAAGAGAGGCACCGUCUACUACUCCUACAGCUACGGCUACGUCUACAGUUACUAGAUGGAACAGUUAGAUUAGAUUGUAACCUAUGACCUUUGUCACCCUUUCACUCAUGUAUUAAUUUCCUUAUAGCAUUAAAAAAACGUGCUUUA
Molecule: messenger RNA, 549 nt
Organism: Oncorhynchus masou masou (cherry salmon)
Lineage: Eukaryota; Metazoa; Chordata; Actinopteri; Salmoniformes; Salmonidae
Product: perforin-1-like
Exons: 4
Coding region: 41-457 (138 amino acids)
Biological process (GO): defense response to virus; T cell mediated cytotoxicity; immunological synapse formation
Cellular component (GO): membrane
Molecular function (GO): wide pore channel activity
Source: RefSeq, a predicted model, not a curated record